AUUCUCACACCUGAAAAGACUAGAUUUGGCACACGAUCCUGAAGAACAUAAGAGCAAGGCGGUCGCGGUCCAAGUUCCCGGAGACGGUGCAGGAGGCCGAGCUGGGCAGCGAUCAGCGGCAGGGCCCUGCCUGAAGCCCCAGCAGAGCCGCGAGGGUCCCUGGGACACAGAAGCAGCGCCCACGGCGGCGCCAGGGAGCGCGAACCGGGAAAUGGACGAGAAUUGACUCCUGUCACUUCCCGUAGCCGCCCGCGGACGCCUGGGCUGGGAACCCGGACGGCGCUUCGCGGAGGACAAACACCCUCCUGCGCGGAGCUCCCGCAACACUGGUGUCUGGGGCGAAUUCCUCAGUUUCAAUCUAGGUAACCUUUAAAUGAAACUUGCUGAAAAAUCUUAAAUCAUACACAGAAGAGAGACACCAGUCAAUAAAAUCAACAAUCAGGUGGAAAAGAAUGAUGUUGUCCUUAAAUAAUCUACGCACCAUCGUCCAUAACCCGGCAAUCCCCUAUGUUGGCACCAUUCCUGAGCAGCUGGAGCCUGGAACUUUGAUUGUAAUACGCGGGCAUGUUCCUAGCGACUCGGACAGAUUCCAGGUGGACUUACAGUGUGGCAGCAGCGUGAAACCUCGAGCCGACGUGGCCUUUCAUUUCAAUCCUCGUUUCAAAAGGUCCAACUGCAUUGUUUGCAACACUCUGAAAAAUGAAAAAUGGGGAUGGGAAGAGAUCACCUAUGACACGCCUUUCCAAAAGGAAAAAUCUUUUGAAAUCGUGAUUAUGGUCCUGAAGGACAAAUUCCAGGUGGCUGUAAAUGGAAAACACACUCUACUCUAUGCCCACAGGAUCAGCCUGGAGAAAGUAGACACUCUGGGCAUUUAUGGCAAAGUUAAUAUUCACUCAGUUGGUUUUAGCUUCAGCUCGGAUUUACAAAGUACCCAACCAUUUACCGUGGAACUGACAGAGAUAAGUAAAGAAAAUGUAGAAUAUAAUCUCAGCACUCUGGGGCUACCCUGGAAAGGACAACCUAGUAUUAGAGGAGACUUUUCUAAAAUCGUACCCAGAGCUGUCUGCACCAAGAGCAAAGAUUCGACUGUCAGUCACACUUUGACUUGCACCAAAAUACUACCUGCCAACUCUUUGUUAAAGACCCUGCCAUUCAUCGCAAGGUUGAACUCCCCCAUGGGCCCUGGACGAACUGUCGUCAUCAAAGCAGAAGUGAAUACAACUGCCAAAGGCUUUAAUGUUGAUCUACUAGCAGGAAAAUCAAAGGAUAUUGCUCUACACUUGAACCCACGCCUGAAUGCCAAAGCAUUUGUAAGAAAUUCUUUUCUUCAGGAGUCCUGGGGAGAAGAAGAGAGAAAUAUUACCUGUUUCCCAUUUAGUCCUGGGAUGUACUUUGAGAUGAUAAUUUAUUGUGAUGUUAGAGAAUUCAAAGUUGCAAUAAAUGGUGUACACAGCCUGGAAUACAAGCACAGGUUUAAAGAGCUCAGCAGCAUUGACACGCUGGAAAUUAAUGGGGACAUCCACUUACUGGAAGUGAGGAGCUGGUAGCUGACCUGACUGCUGCAAAACCUGAAAUACAAAAUGGCUUCUGUGGUACUGGCCUUGUCCAAAUGCAUCUCACUGUCUCUAUAUUGUUAAAAUGAGCUUGCAAAACAGCAA
Microcebus murinus (gray mouse lemur) is the source of this 1658-nucleotide messenger RNA. RefSeq names its product galectin 8 (gene LGALS8). The record is from RefSeq and is a predicted model, not a curated record. NCBI's taxonomy places the organism in Eukaryota, Metazoa, Chordata, Mammalia, Primates, Cheirogaleidae. Gene Ontology annotation, molecular function: carbohydrate binding. Gene Ontology annotation, cellular component: cytoplasm.